AUGCUCGCACGGUCGCACCAGGUCGCACUCCGAGCAGCGCAGUCUUCCACACGCACCCUCGCACGCACCGCCGUCGCCAGCCUCUCCCAGCGCGCCUUCACCGCGGGCACCGCCUCGCUCUCGCCUUUGCCCCGUCGCUUGACUCCGCUUCGCUCCUCUCCUUCACCCUCUCGCUCGCUCGCUACCAUGGCUGAACAGAACCAGGGCGCAAAGCUCAUCGAUGGAAACGCAAUCGCAGCUUCCUUGCGGCAAGGAAUCGCGGCUCGCAUCGCAGAGACGCGCGCACGUUUCCCGCGCUUCGAGCCAACUCUCGUCAUCGUCCAGCAAGGCGCGCGCCCCGACUCGUCCACCUAUGUCAAGAUGAAGCUCAAGGCUGCUGCCGAGGCGGGCAUCAAGUGCACGCUCGUUCAGCUUGGUGGACCCGAGGAUGGCGUUGGGGAGAACGAGGUCAUGGCGGAGGUCGAGCGGUUGAACGCGGAUGACAACGUCCACGGCAUCAUCGUCCAGCUUCCCCUGAGCGACGAGAUUGGUCGUGACGGCGAGCGCAGGAUCACCGAGGCCGUCUCGCCGGAGAAAGACGUCGACGGUUUCCACGCCUACAACAUCGGUCUCCUCUCGUCCCGCGCGUCCGAGCCGCUCUUCGCCCCGUGCACCCCGGCAGGCGUCAUGCUCCUCCUCGAGUCAACCGGCAUCGAGAUCAGCGGCAAGAACGCCGUCGUCCUCGGCCGCAGCGACAUUGUCGGCUCACCUGUCUGCGCCCUCUUGCGCCGCAAGGACGCGACCGUCACUCAGUGCCACUCGCGCACCAAGAACCUCGCCGACAUAGUCCGCCAGGCCGACAUCGUCGUCGCGGCUAUCGGACAGGCCCGUUUCGUCCAGGGCGACUGGAUCAAGCCCGGCGCGGUCGUGAUCGACGUCGGAACCAACUACAUCGCCGACUCGACCCGCAAGUCGGGCUCGCGCCUUGUCGGCGACGUCGACUUUGACUCGGCUCGCCAGGUCGCGAGCUACAUCACGCCGGUGCCCGGAGGAGUCGGACCGAUGACUGUCGCAAUGCUCAUGGAGAACACGGUGCUCUCCGCCCAGCGUCUCCUCGAAAAGUCGCAACAGCGCCUCGUCAAGCCUCUCAAGCUCGUCUGCAAGGAGAAGGUCCCAAGCGACAUUGAGAUCGCCAAGAGCCAGGUCCCCAAGCCCAUCGACGUCCUCGCCGCCGAGAUCGGCAUCCCCGCCAAGGACCUUGAGCUCUACGGCCGCAACAAGGCCAAGGUCAAGCUCGAGGUGCUCGACUCGCUCCGCCACCGCAAGGACGGCAAGUACAUCGUCGUCGCGGGUAUCACGCCCACCCCUCUCGGCGAGGGCAAGUCGACGACGACGAUCGGUCUUGCGCAAGCGCUCGGCGCGCACCUUGGAAAGGCGGCGUACGCUUGCGUUCGUCAGCCUUCGCAGGGCCCGACAUUCGGCAUUAAGGGUGGUGCUGCGGGUGGUGGAUACAGUCAGGUCAUCCCGAUGGACGAGUUCAACCUGCACUUGACCGGCGACAUCCACGCUACCACCGCCGCCAACAACCUCCUCGCUGCCGCUAUCUCUGCGCGUUACUUCCACGAGUCGACGCAAUCGGACAAGGCGCUGUUCAGCCGUCUCUGCCCGCCCAAGAAGGGCGUCCGCUCGUUCUCGCCUGUCAUGAUCAAGCGCCUCGAGAAGCUCGGCAUCGACAAGCGCAACCCGGAUGACCUCACCGAGGAGGAGCGCUCGGCCUUUGUCCGCCUCGACAUCGACCCUGAGAAGAUCUCGUGGCACCGCGUCCUCGACACCAACGACCGCUACCUCCGCAAGGUCAUGACCGGUCUUGGUCCCGCCGAGCAGGGCAAGACGCUCGAGACGGGCUUCGACAUUGCCGUCGCGUCUGAGUGCAUGGCCGUCCUCGCGCUCGCCACCUCGCUCGGCGACAUGCGCGACCGCCUCGGCCGCAUGGUCGUCGCCGAGUCCAAGUCGGGCGUCCCAAUCACCUGCGACGACAUUGGCGCCACCAAUUCGCUCGCCAUCCUCAUGAAGGACGCGAUCAAGCCCAACAUCAUGCAGACGCUCGAGGGAACGCCCGUCUUCGUCCACGCCGGCCCGUUCGCCAACAUCGCUCACGGCAACUCGUCUAUCCUCGCCGACAAAAUCGCGCUCAAGCUGGCGGGUAUCGAAGAGGGUGAGGAGGAGGACAAGAAUGGCUACGUGAUCACCGAGGCUGGCUUCGGUGCCGACAUUGGCAUGGAGAAGUUCGUCAACAUCAAGUGCAGGGCGUCGGGCCUCAUCCCGAACGCCGUCGUCCUCGUCGCGACGAUCCGCGCGCUCAAGAUGCACGGCGGCGGACCCGAAGUCACGCCCGGCAAGCCUCUCCCCGAGGUCUACCUCAACGAGGACCUCGAAAUCCUCAAAUCCGGCUGCGCCAACCUCGCUCGCCAUAUCGAGAACGCCAAGAAGGUCGGCGUCAAGGUUAUCGUCGCCGUCAACCGCUUCACGAGCGACACGCCCGCCGAGAUCAAGCUCGUCCAGGAGCAGGCUCUCGCUGCUGGUGCCGACGCCGCCGUACCGUGCAACCACUGGGCCGAGGGUGGAAAGGGCGCGAUCGAGCUCGGCGAGGCCGUCAUCCAGGCUUGCAAGGAGCCCAACCCGUUCAAGUUCCUCUACGACGUCAACCUCCCGAUCAAGGACAAGAUCGAGAUCAUCGCCAAGGAGUUCUACGGCGCCGCCGCUGUCGAGUACUCGGAGCUCGCCGAGUCGCAGAUUAAGUCGUUCGAGGAGACCGGCUACGGCAAGCUGCCAAUCUGCAUGGCCAAGACGCACCUGUCAUUCUCGGCGGACCCGAAGCUCAAGGGCGCACCCUCCGGCUUCACCAUCCCCAUCCGCGAGGCUCGCCUCAGUGCCGGCUCCGGCUUCAUCUACCCCCUCGUUGGCGAGAUGAGCACCAUGCCCGGCCUCGCCACGCGCCCGAUCUUCUUCGACCACCGGCUGUUGGAUGAUGGGGAGAUUAUUGGUCUCUCCUAG
Rhodotorula toruloides NP11 is the source of this 3033-nucleotide messenger RNA. Its product is annotated as C-1-tetrahydrofolate synthase. The transcript is spliced from 8 exons. Gene Ontology annotation, cellular component: cytosol. Bases 1 to 3033 code for a protein of 1010 amino acids. Lineage: Eukaryota; Fungi; Basidiomycota; Microbotryomycetes; Sporidiobolales; Sporidiobolaceae. Gene Ontology annotation, molecular function: methylenetetrahydrofolate dehydrogenase (NADP+) activity; formate-tetrahydrofolate ligase activity; methenyltetrahydrofolate cyclohydrolase activity. The record is from RefSeq and is a predicted model, not a curated record. Gene Ontology annotation, biological process: tetrahydrofolate interconversion.